Guillardia theta CCMP2712 is the source of this 1338-nucleotide messenger RNA. RefSeq lists its product as hypothetical. The transcript is spliced from 8 exons. Bases 205 to 1338 code for a protein of 377 amino acids. Lineage: Eukaryota; Cryptophyceae; Pyrenomonadales; Geminigeraceae. The record is from RefSeq and is a predicted model, not a curated record.
GAUAGCAAGCAGAGCACGAGCUGCAGCAAGGGAACAGGGGCAGGAGAAGGAGCAGGUACAGCAGCAGGAGCAGCAGGAUCAGCAGCAGGAGAAGGUGCAGGCAACCAUGGGGACGAUUGGUUAAGGGCAAACGAUGAUCGUAUUUGGCCAAAUUGGGAAGCAGCAACACAGAAAUCCGAAGAUAUAGACAUAAAUUGAAGUUUGAUGGGUGUAGAGAGAAAUAUUGUCUUCCUUAUCCUCAUGCUGUUGAAGAAUGCUUACGCUGUCUUCUGCUUCCAUUCUCCCCUGCAAGGAUUCAACCACCUGAAACCUAAGAACCGACUCUUCUACUCUCUAAGAAGCCAAGCGGCAUAUCUCAACGAGGAAACAUGGAGGGAAAAAGUCUGGGCGCACAGGAAGAGAGUCUACGAGCUGCUCUCACCGGGGUUCCUCAGAGGAGAGGAGAGGAAGGAGAGUUCAGAUAGAGGAGACAGUGCUGUAGAGUUUGCCGCCCUUGACCCCCACAACCCCAUCUACAACUUCCUGCUGGAAUACUACAACGUCAGAGGAAGGAAAGGCACCAAGAGACUUGCCAGGUGGAGUCCAGGCUUCAAUGUGAGAGAACGUCUUCAGCUGUUGCUGGGAGGAGGGACAGCUGCUGACGCCCGCGAGUUUCAGGUGUUCCUUGAGAACGCGUCAGAGGAGGAUGUUGAGGAAGCCUUGCUCUGCAGCAAGGGCACGUUCGUCACUCAUGAGGAGAUGGGGAAGCGAGGGCUAGUGUACAGCUUGCAAGAGCUGAGGAGUGCCGAUGAGCUUGCCACGUACAACUGGUACAAGUCGAUCUUGGCGUCGACAGCUGCGAACGCCCCCGUGCUGAAUUGCUAUGGACUGCAUGAGUGGGCGAUGCAAUACCAGCCAGAGGGCGAACCUGACCCUCCCAGUCGAUCUUAUCAGAAGCUCAAGCUGAGAGUAUCGCAACAAGUUAUCAACGAUGCUGUUGAACAAAACGUUGUUUGUUGCACACAUUUCGAUGCCCUACGCUUCUUCGCACCGGCGGCAAAGAAGCUGAACAAGCAUGAUCCCUCAUUUCUGUCGAGAGAGAAUCAACUUCUGCUCGAGAACCCAGCGUGCUUGCACAGCUCCAUGGAUCUGCUGAAGAUUGCGAUCAAGCUCUCUCCCUUCGGAGAAGCAGAAACUCUCGCUGAUGCACUUGAAGUCAGCAUAAUGUCUCGCACACUGGAUGUCGCGGCUUCACCUUACGAUGCGAGAGAUUACGGACUAUCUCCCAUCAUGAUCGAGACUGCCGAAGGGAAGAGCGUGUACAAGGCGCAACAAGUGAAGCUCUUCAACAGCUUUUGA